Molecule: messenger RNA, 1017 nt
Organism: Nannizzia gypsea CBS 118893
Lineage: Eukaryota; Fungi; Ascomycota; Eurotiomycetes; Onygenales; Arthrodermataceae
Exons: 5
Coding region: 1-1017 (338 amino acids)
Biological process (GO): mycotoxin biosynthetic process
Source: RefSeq, a predicted model, not a curated record
AUGUCUCGGGCCUACCCAGCUGUCGAUGAUGCCCUAGUUGAUGACAUUUCCUAUGUAACAGAGGGCUCUAGGGUGGCAUCCCCAUCCUCAAGCACUAGUCUGGGAGGCACAGUGACUCCUUCUUUUAGCAGUGGUUCCUUAACCGGUAGCGACGCACUUCCAAAUGAGGAUUCCAAGAUACCAUCUAGAACUGCAUCUCCGGCUAGCUCGUGUACCCGACUAGUGCCUUCCUUAGCUAGAGAAGAAGAAAGAGCCACUUUUGCAAAUUCAGCCGAUGCCGCAGAGAGAGCUGAAUAUGGAACCAGGAUGAAUGCCAUCCAUCGCGUUUUGCCGUGGAAAUUUGAUGCACGAUAUUGGGGUCUUCUACUCCUGAUGGGGCUUGCAUUUUGGGCUGGAAUGAAACUCAGCCCACAAAGAGAGUGCAAGAUUGGCUAUCCCGACAUCGUUUACUCGCCUGCUCGGGGUGUGCAGGAUUAUUUGACAAUCCGUUUCGAUGGGGGCGUCCAAACGAUAAACCUGUAUAAAGGGGUCCCAAGCAAGGAGCUAGAUGAGGCCUGGAAAGCUCUAUACGAUAUCGGCCCACUUCUGGUCGAUAAAAAAGAGCUCGAGGCUAUCGGGAAGGAGAGUAUCGAGUUGCCAUCGCGUCCCGGAAAGCACUUGGCUAAGCUGGCAGUAUUCCAUCAGCUCCACUGCUUGGACUAUGUGCGCCGAUACGUGCAUAGGGAGCACUACCGCAUCGAUGAUAGCCAUGCGACUAUCUCCGGAAUUGAUCAUGCCGAUCACUGCAUCGACAUGAUCCGUCAGGCUCUGUCAUGUUCGGCCGACCCCACGCUUAUCACCUUCAACCAAAAGAGCCCUUUCCAUGAGGUAGAGGCUGACUUUAGCGCAACUCACGCUUGCACAAACUUCGAAAAGGUGCAUGGCUGGGCCAAGAACAAAGCCAUCAACAUGACGGAGGAGAUCAUCCGGAACCCAGGGGCGUUCAAGGAAGCUGCGGUAACAUCUCUCCACAGCUAG